CUGUCACUGUCAGUUAACACUUGACAAUCUUGACAUGUAGUUCGGCCUCGGUUGUCGAUCUGAAUUUCGAACGUUUAUUUUUACCAACAUUACUGCGUAUAUUUUGAUUAAAACAUGCAACAGUUUACAGUAUUCAUGGAUAUCGAAAGCUCCCGCUCGUAUAUCGACGAGUUGUAUUCUUCGGAUGCGGUGAAGGUAAUGGAAGCUUUGGUAACGCUGAAGAACUCGGUAAUAGGGAGCAACAGACAGAAGAGUUCAGUGAUCAGUCAAGGGGUAGUUCCAAGGCUGCUACAAUUGAUGUCUGAAGAAUCACUGGAUCCGAACAUUAGACUAGAGGCAACUAUUACAAUAGGUUCACUUGCAAAAGGCACACCAGAAAAUAUAGACUCUCUAAUUGAAAAAGGAACAGCUACAGCAUUAGUGGAAAUGCUUAAGACGGUACCACUUGGUUCAAAACUUGCGGAGGCAGCUCUGUGUGCCUUAAGGAGUAUAUUCUCGCAUAAACCUGCACCAGUUGAUGCCUUACCGGCUGACAUGAGGUUGCUCACAAGAUUAACACAGAUUGCGCGGGAAGACUCUCAGGAAGCGCGCACUAGUGUGAUACGUGUGCUGGCUGUAUGGUGCAGCGGCACUGUAGAACAAGAAGCCUUGACGUGUGCGGGAGCGUGCUCGGCCGCCGCCGCGAUGCUCGUGGUGCCGCCCCGCUCGGUGCCUUCGCCCUCGCGACUGGUGCCAGCCCUGGAAUUACUAGCCGCCAUGUGCUUCAAGAAUCCCAAUGUUGCACAGGUCGCUUUGAAUACAAGGCACGGUGAUAAAUCAAUACCGGAAUUACUAAUGUGCCUGGUGUCUCGCGACAAGCCUCUCGUAGUGGCGUUGAAAGCUGCCAAAUGUCUCACUUUCUUACAGAGGGCCGGCGCUCUGCCAGCCGACGACAGCAGGAUCGUUUUCGGAGCUCUUCCGUGUCUGGCGCGUUUGUGUACCAAAGAGAACACGGAAGACAUCCGAGCGUCCGCCGCCGAGGUGCUCGCCUAUUUGACCGAGGUCGACACGUCCCUCCAGCGUUUAGCGGCGAUAUCGAAUCACUUGAUGAGUUCCCUGGCGGACAUCGUGAACUGUCAGUCCGCGGCCGCCAAGCAAGGCGCGUUCAAAUGUUUCGCUUCGCUCGGAGCGAACGACGAGGACAUCAGGAAAAUGAUCAUCGAAACCCACGGCCUGAUGGUGCACGUCGUCAACGGACUGAACAAUCCUGAUCCCUGUGUGAGUCUAGCGGCCGUGCGGUGCUUGCAUUCGUUGUCAAGAUCGGUUCAACAGCUGCGAACGACUUUUCAGGACCACGCGGUGUGGAAGCCUCUCAUGCAGCUGCUGAACGAUUCUCCGGGCCCUGAACUAUUGAACGUCGGUUCGUCGACCUUGUGCAAUCUGUUGCUCGAAUUCUCACCGGCCAAAGAACCGAUGCUCGAUCAAGGUGCAGUUGAGAUGCUGUGUAAUUUGACAAAAAUGUCGGAUCCCGCGUUGAGAUUGAACGGGAUUUGGGCGUUAAUGAACAUGGCUUUUCAGGCGGAACAGAAGGUGAAGCAGCGCAUCCUGUGCUGCCUGGGCACGGAGCAGAUGUUCCGUCUGCUGGGCGACAGCGACACGCGCGUCAUCAUGAAGAUGCUGGGCCUGCUGCGCAACCUGCUCUCCACCAGGCAGCACAUCGACGCCAUCAUGAGCGAGUACUCGUCGCAGGUCAUGCAGCUUGUUCGGCAGGCAGUAAUAGUGGUGCUGGAGGGUUCGUAUCCAGCGGAGGUGAAGGAGCAAGCCUUGUGUAUACUGGGGAAUAUCGGCGACGGUGAAAAAUCGAAAGAUCUGAUAAUGGCCAACGAAGACGUGCUCCGGAAACUUGUUGAUUAUUUGGCGCACCCGGAGAGCAAGUUGCAGGAGGCGGCGCUGUUCGUGGCCGGCAACCUGGUGUGGCGCGGGGAGGCGGGCGCCGCCGCGCGACAGCAGCGCCUCGCCGAGCUGGGCUUGCUGCGCGCGCUCAAGCUGCUGCGUGCCUCGCACCACGCCGCGCACCUGCACGACAAGGUGAAGACCGCUCUGGCGCAAUUCAAUGAGUUCACAUAAUAUCACAAGAGUCGCAAACGUAAACGCAUGCGACGCCACUGAGCUCGUCCGGCGCUAACGUUCUGCACAACGGUCACCGUCGGACGGUACGCACCGUAGUAGUAGUGACCGAGAGAACUGUCUGACUUCAUUGUUAUAGCUUAUUAAAUACAGGGUGUGUUGUAAACGAUUCCGAAAAGGUGGCAACAGAAAAAAAUAAUAUCGAGGAGUGAUAGACUAUUUGGCUUAAGCGAGAUUUUUGCAAUAUUAUAGGUGGGUAAUUUUAAAAUUUGGAAUAAAUAUCAUAACCAAAAAUAAACUUCUUCAGCUGAUACUAAUACUAAAUAAAACGGACAUUUAAUUACAAAGAUAAAUGUCGUGUAUUAAGCGAAAUUUCGCUUAAACCAAUUAGCCCUUCGAUUUUUUGUCUUUACACGCAAUGUAUGUUAAAAGAGCAGCGGACGCACGGAAUUAUAUGAAUAUAUUUGGAUUUUAAGGAUCGUUUAAACAAUAGCCUAACACUUCUUGCUAUCGCAUCUUGUAAUCUUUUGUGUCACAAAAAGAUACCAAGCAUGUAUCGUGAAUGAAUGAGUCUGUCUUUACAUUACAUUGCUGGUUCGUGAAAUUUAAAAUUAUCAAAACGAAAACUAUCGAUAAUUUGAUAGCUUUUUAUUUGCUUUUGUUAUGAUAAUUUACUAAGAGAACAUUAUUAAGUCUAGGAUUCGGGAAAGUUUCUAUACACCCUAUACGCAUAGGUAUAUUACGUGUUGGCCUGAGUUUACUGCGACGCUUAUCGAGGCACUGCGGGAGGGGCGAUGCUUAAUGCGAAUGCUCUGUAAUUAAACUCGAGAUAUUUUAAUCGAUUUUUUAUCGAUUAUAAUAUGUUAGAAAUAAUUGACCAAUUCGAAUGAUGAAUCAUCUCUAUCCGACUAUUAAUAAUGAAAUGAAAGUGAUAAUGAAAUGAUAACUUUUAUAUACCUUACCUUAUAUACCUUAUUGCAUACCAAAACACAACAUUAAAAAAAGUUAACAAGCAGAUACAUUUGUAAAUAGAUACAUUUGUAUUGAAAACCGGGCUAUAGAUGUUUCACAUCAAAAUAUGAAAUCACCGCUGAAAUUUAAUUAAAAUACAAUCGAUAUUUUUGUUUGGUACGGGUCUUAUAAUCAGAGAAUUCAUAAGUGAAACUAGCUUUUCCCGCAGCGCGACUUUUUAUCGUCGCAGUGAAUUAGAACCAGCCCAAUGUAAAUGUUUAGUAGAUGUAACGUAACUACACACGUUAGUUGGAUUCGAAAUCAUUGUUGAACUUGUAAAGGAUAUAUAAAUAAAUACGCUUGUGUAAUAAUGCUUCGUUAAAGACGUUCGGAAACUUCCAUUGUGCGACGGUGGUGCACUCUAGUCGAGUUUUUGAAGACGAUGAAAGCAUAAUUUUUUUUUUUUUUUAUAAUAAACAGAAGUGGUUUUGUAAAUUAUUCGAAUAUAAGUCGAUGUGAUAAUAUAGUUAUUGUUAUUUCAUUGAUGUUUCAUGUCACAUUAAAUGUUUUUUUUUCUUUUUCGAUAGUUGUACAUAUGUAGCAUAGGGGAGAACGCUCCGUUAAUCUCAUAGACGCUAGUUUUAUGCCGAAUGUUUGUUUGUUGUAAUGAUUGACAAUAUCGAUUUACCGACCGAUAAAGUCAAGAGAAUUAUAGAAAUUUGUUGAAAAUUUAUCAACAAAAAAGACAGUUUAUUGUUUAAAAAAAAAGCUAAUAUUUAUCAAUAUUCAAUGAUAUUGCUUCGGUUUAAAUAUAAUCUACACGCGCAAUAACAAUGUAACUCCGACAACACACUGGCGCUAUUCUUGGCGAAGGCUUCUGACUGAAAAUUAUUGCCAGCAAUAAUAAAAAUUAUAUUCGAGGCAUCACAAAAUUGCAUUUGCAUUCUGUGCUCUUUAUUUUUGGGUAAAUAUAAUUUAGUUUUGUGCUAGUCUAAACUGACCGUUGCCGAAAACACAAAUAAACAAACAAAAGCGACGUAGUAGUGAUUUUAUUGUUUUGAUCUAUUUCAAUUUACGUGAACCCGCGAUCUGCACGCGCUAGGUUGUUGACCCCUGAACUUCAUAUGAUCAUAAAUUGUAUGACAUCGCGCGCAGUACCAUGAGUGUUAUUAAGAUAUUGUAGUCCGAUUGAAUUUAGCAUAAUAUUCAAAUAUCGGCAUAUAACACUCAAAUAGUCCGCGACCAAAGAAACUGUAUAUGUAUUCAAAACGUCAGAUGUGAAAGGAAAAUCAUAAAUGCGUUAUUGAGCAGUCAAAGUGGUCUUAAGUAUGUCUAUGAAGGCCAAAGGAUGCACUUUUGUUUCUAGAAUCACAAAGCGAAGCGUUUCGUAUUUCUUUUCGAGAACGUUCGAUUUCUCAAAUCGGUGCAAGAAUCGAUGUUGUCAAUCUACACAUAUACCUUGUAAAUAAUUAUGAUUCUCAAUAACCAUUGUUAAUGUAUCUGUAUCGUUAUUUCGUUAUGUUAUUAUAAUUUAUUUGUAUUUCGUUUUCAUCUGUCCCUUUAUAAAUGAAGCUAAUUUAUGUUUCUUUAAAUCUAAUUAUGAGUACAUUUUCGAAUAGAAAUCUUAUUUAAAUGAUCAAUGAUAUCGUAAGAUGAAGUCUAAAUCGUUAUUAUUAAAAGUUAUCAUCGUUACCGUUUAAAUCUUAAAAUUAAAGUUUACAUUAGGAAUAUGUUAAAAUAUAAAAUUAAUAAAACAAGCAGAAAUAUGUUAACCCGUGAAACUGUUUAUAAAUCGUGUCCUCAUAUUUGAAAACGCUGUAAAAUAAUGAAGUUACCUAAGCAAACUCUUCCCUAAUUGUUAUCUAUCCACUAAAAGAAUAUCUGAAGUCUUCAAUUUACAAAGACUUGUCGUACCAAGUAAUUUUUUCAUUAAAAUAUAUACCCUCCCAAUAAGGUUUUGAAUGUGUAUAAAUAAUUAUAUCGAGGCUUGAAUGGCUAUUUGAUUCGUUUACUGGUGGUAGGACAUGUUGUGAGUCCGCGCGGGUAGGUACCACCCUGCCUAUUUGUGCCGUGAAGCAGUAAUGCGUUUCGGUUUGAAGGGUGGGGCAACCGUUGUAACUAUACUGAGAUCUUAGAACUUAUAUCUCAAGGUGGGUGGCGCAUUUACGUCGUAGAUGUCUAUGGGCUCCAGUAACUACUUAACACCAGGUGGGCUGUGAGCUCGUCCACUCAUCUAAGCAAUAAAAAAAAAAUUUAAGCGACAUUUUGCUUAAUAUCCGACAUUCAUCUUUGUAAUUAAAGGUGCAUUUUAUUUGGUAUUAAAAGCAACAGUUCGAUGUUAUUAAUUGAACUUCAAUUAAAUUUAUUCCAUUCAAAUAGCUAAAGAAGUUUUCUUGUUUGAAAUUUUAAACUUUAAAUGAUCUCUUGUAAAGUUUUAAAAAUGUCGUCUAAACCAAAUAUCCGUUCACCCCUCGAUAUAUUUCACUAUUCGAAUUAUUUAGCUUCAUAACCAAAUACAUUGCAGUUUCCUCCUAAUUAAAUUUCUUUAGAUUUAAAGGAAUUGUAAAAUCGACCCUCUCGUGAACGUUUAGGUGCUAGAUUUGUUUGCGCUCGUAUCGGGACUAGCUUUAAUGUAGUUUGACUACUUCUGUCAGAUAAUAAUGGGCUGUCGAAUAAAAAGUACAACGAAAAGAAACAAGUCUUCAUGUGAAUUAAUUUAUAAUGUCGACGCUUGAAAGGCAAACGUGACUAAGCGACAAUAACUGCUUUGUACCUACAUAAAUGAUAGGCAAUAACCAUAUUCGAUGCGCAAAAAAUUUAUAUUUCUAAGUCUAUUAAAAUCAUUUCAAUCCUACAGCUACUAGCUAGAUUCUACUACAGCUGGAUUCGUUAAAAUAAAUUUUGUUUUCAGGUAUUUCAACUUUAAAUUAGUCUACUGUAAAGUUCACGCUAGUCUACUGUAAAGUUCACGCAUUGUCGUUUAGUCACGUUUGCCUUUCAAGGGUCGAUUGUGUACUUUCAAUGCGACUCGCAAUGAUGCUGUGUAAAUAGGAAAGAGAUAUUUGUUUUUUUUUGUUUCAUUUUGUCUGUAUAUGAGUUAGCGAAGAUGUUUUUCUCGAUAUCUUUAAAUCACACUACAAUGUUACCAAUAUUAUAAUUACAUUCGUGUAAUCUAUUUACAUUGUAACUUUAGUUAAAAGUGAAAAAUUUAUUGAACUCUGUAAUAUUAUUGUAAAAUUCUUUUGACAUGAUAAUACAUAAUAAUAUAAAUGUAGUUAGUUCAUUAUUGUAUUAUAAUUACAUGUGUGUUUCAAAUGAAUGUUGUGAUUUUAGGGGCAUAGUUUUAAUGCAUAAGCUUUGUAUUUGUGAAUGAAAUAGUUAGCAAAGACGAUGAAGAAUGAUUAUUUUAAAGGACUUUUAAGCCCUUUUAAACAAUAAUUAAAAUAGUUUGUACGAAAAUCUAAAUUAGACAAAAUUAAUAAUAAAAUCGUUUGUAAUAUUUUUCUAAAUUAUCUUUAACUUUUGUUCUCAAAAAAUGUUUAAAAAAAAAAUCCAGACUUGACACGGUAAUGUACGACAAACAAGCGGGCGCCAUCAGUGCCGCUGACGUCACUAGAUUAUUAUUAACAAUACUUUUGUGUGCUUUGUUCUAAUAAAACUAAUAUCUUCUUUAUGAUGUUCGCAUAGGAAAGAUGUUGAAUAGGUAGUUGAUUGGUCUCAAACCUAAGACAGGGAAGAUAAAAGAUUGACAGGGCUAGGUUAAGUAUAGGUUUGGGAAACUGUUCUGUUGGGGAUGUUGAUAGUGCUCUCGUUCCGGUAAUUUCAUUUACAAAAUGAAUUCAUGAGCUCACACGAAAGAGAAUUGAAAUUGUAACUUCAAUGAAAUAGUACAUCACUUACUUUGGGAAAUGAAAUUGUGACUUCUUAUAGAGAUAGUGCAAUAGGAGAACAUCUUGGUUCGUCACAAUUUUCUUUCGUCGGGAGUGUCCAUUUUUUAUCACUGUGGAAGCGAAAGUUCGUUGAAAAUUAAAAUUAGUAAAAAACGAUUAAAGAAGUAUGUUUAAAAAAAGGUUGAUUAAGGGGUCCAAGAGCCGUUGAGUGGAUGGAGAGAAAGCCCGCUCCACAGAUCCGAAAGAUAAUGCCGAUACUAUAAAUAAAUCUAGGCUAAGCUAUAUAUAUUAAUAAAAGUAAAUGCGCAAGCGUCAUGAAAAAUGAAGCAUGCUGAAGUACUAAUUUAUUAGAAUAUUUAAUCGGAAAGAAAGUGGCACCUUCUCCCCUCAAAGUGGGGACCGAAACCGAACCUUCGCUUCUGGCGUGACUAAAAGUAUUGUUCGUAUCACAUCAAACAUAUCUAUUUUCAAACAAUCUAAAAAAUGAUUUAUGUAUUUAUUAUUUAUUCGAGGAUUGACUAAUCAACAUCCCUACUUAGAAUAUUUGUGAGGGAGAUUCAGUAAGGAAUUGUAAGAAAGAAAAAAAGAAGAAGAGUAUGAAAGAGGCAGAGUCGAUAAGAGAUACUGUCAUAGGAAAAGGACAAGUUAAAAUGCGUGCCUUCUCAAAUGUACACUGUCGCCAUUGCGACAUCGUUCAUUACGUAAUGACAGGUGGUUGUGUACUGAAAAGUACACAUUCUACUAUCCUGUUUAUCUCUAUCGCAGAGUCCCUCUCGAAAAUGGGACUACCGUCAUACUUUCUAUAUAUAUUAUUAUGUAUAUAUGUAUAUUACUAUUUAUAUAUAUAUAUAUUUACUUACUCUAUGUAUAUUCGUCCUCGUGUCUUAAAGUUGGUGGUGAUAUUCGCGUUUCGAUGUCAUACGACUUGGAGAGACAACGUCUGUAACAAAACGAAUCUCUUCUCGUGCUUGCCGUGAUCGCGUACAUGUGAAUCUUCGAGAUAAUGUUGAAAAAAAUACAAAGUUGCUUUUUUUUUAAAUUUAAUAAUCGUAAGUAUAACUAAACGUUUUGGACAAGGUAUUUGUAAUGCUAUAAUAAUGGAAAAUAAAAAAAAUAUACUUAUUUGACACGUGGUAGAAGUGAAAACUUUCAAAGGUGUUCCAUCUUAUUCUCGCACAUUAAAUCACAUGUAUAUGUUUGUCUCUUUUUAGUGUUGUUUUUUUGUUCCAUCGAGUUUUAAAUCAACGGUGCUAAGGAAGUUUUCACUUCCAAAAAUCUAAACUGAGAAAUCGAGUUAGUGGCGAGAUCGCCCACCGUAUAUCUUACAUACUUUCUUUUCUUUUAUAUUGUGUUCAUUAAAGUAUAGGAAAUUGUAAAUGUGCCAAUUAAUUUUGGACGUCAGACAACGUUUCAUAGUAAUGAAAGUAACAGACAUUUAAAUUGUUUUAUUUUGUUAGGUUAGGGGCAAAUUUUUCAAUAUCAAAAUACAAUUUAGUCACCGGAGAGAACCGAACACGUACCUUAAACAAGUAAAUCAUCAGAUAGGAUUAGGCUAAAAUAAUAUUAUAAAAAAAAAGUGAUAGACUGAAACAGUUCUUCUGUCGCGUAGAUAGGUGUCAAAAUUGAAUGCAUAAUCAGUUCAUUGCGUAUUGAAGUUUUUUUUUGUUUCAAAAAUCGUGUCAUCGUGUAAAUGGUAUGUAAUGUGUAGAUAAAUUUAUAAUUGCUUCGUCGUCACGUAACUAUUUCUGAACGGAAUACUUUAUUUAUGACAAAGUUAUGUUUUUCAUGUUAAUAUAAAGAAUGAAAACUUA
Bombyx mori (domestic silkworm) is the source of this 8758-nucleotide messenger RNA. Its product is annotated as armadillo repeat-containing protein 8. Gene Ontology annotation, biological process: proteasome-mediated ubiquitin-dependent protein catabolic process. The record is from RefSeq and is a predicted model, not a curated record. The coding region runs from base 115 to 2106 and encodes 663 amino acids. Gene Ontology annotation, molecular function: protein binding. The transcript has 14 exons. Lineage: Eukaryota; Metazoa; Arthropoda; Insecta; Lepidoptera; Bombycidae. Gene Ontology annotation, cellular component: GID complex.